Messenger RNA from Paramuricea clavata, 378 nucleotides. The record is from the annotation of a GenBank genome assembly. NCBI's taxonomy places the organism in Eukaryota, Metazoa, Cnidaria, Anthozoa, Malacalcyonacea, Plexauridae.
AUGAACUGGUUACUCUAUUAUAAAUCAAGUCCACUAGAGCACCAUUACUUACACAUAUUAUGGAACCCGGCAGUCGGGCUGGUGCCUGCGUUCAGGUUGCCCGAAAGGCUCGUUCCAGUCUCGUUUGAUGUAAUCGGUCAGAGUCAUCAGCUAUUCCAUAUUACGUCAUUUAUUGCAUCUAAAUAUCAGUUCGAGGCAGUGAUCAAGGACUGUUUACUCAAGCGGGGGCAGAUUAACACGGAUGUGGUGUCAGCACUUAGCGUCGAGGCGAUUCUUCUAGUGGUUUUUACAGAUCUGGUUAUUUUGUGCUAUUUUUCAAUCAAGUUGUACAAAUCAACAGAUAAAGAAGAGAAGCUAAAUUAUAAUAAAAUGGACUGA